AAAAGGAAGGAGAGGUAGAGAGAGACAAAAAGAAGGUGAGAGAGGGAGAGAGAGAGAGAUGGAAAGGGAGAGGGUGGUAGAGAGAGGGCGAGAAGGGGAGAGGAUGGGAGAGAAAGAGAAAGAAAAGAGAGAGAGCAAAAGAAGGAGGGAGAGAGAAAGGGAGAUAGACAUACAAAGAAUGAGAGGUAGAGAGAGGAACCCCACUUGUUACCUUUAAUAAAUAAAUACCGAGUUUUUAGUUUUUAUUGUGGUUCUAUGGGGGCUGAAGCUCCUCCCUGCUUCAGGUGCUCAAUCAGGUUGUAUCGCUCUCACCUGGUAUCAUUAUAAAUGCACGCGCACGUGGCGUCAUUUCGUCCCUUUUAUUUUUCUCUGACGAUGGGUGGACUCUUGUUUCUUUGUGCUGUCCUAUUGCACACCUUUAUAUCAUCGCAAGCUGGAAGUGGACCUUUGAAGUGUAGCCGGGGGUCUAAACUGUGUAAGGAUGGCUCAGCCUGUGUCAUCUUCAACCAUGUGUGUGAUGGAGAGCCUGACUGCACGGAUGGCUCUGAUGAAGAGGACUGUGAUUUAGGAUGCAAUGAAGACCAGUUCCAGUGUGCCCAUGGGAAGAAGUGCAUAGACAAGGAUCAGGUGUGUGAUGGUAUAUCUCAGUGUCAGGACCGUUCAGAUGAACUCCAGUGUACGAAGCAAACUGAGGGCUGUGUUCACCACUGUGACAACGACAACCGCUGCUUACCUGCAAACUUCCUCUGUGACGGAGAGAGGGAUUGCUUAGACGGCACAGAUGAAGCAAACUGUGAGGACCAAGAUGAAGAUGGUCGUGAUGAAGAGGAGAAAGCGACCAGUUCAACCUUGGGGCCUUCUACAACUGAUGGCUCAUUGACCCUGAUCAAGUGUUCUCUGGGUUCUAAACCCUGCAAUGACAACUUCGAGUGUGUUCUCUACAAGCAUGUUUGUGAUGGUGAGGCAGACUGUAAAGAUGGCUCUGAUGAGGGAGAAUGCUCGUCUACAUGUGAAACAGACCAGUUCCUGUGUGCCCAUGGAAAGAAGUGCAUAGAGCUGAGCCAGGUGUGUGAUGGUAUUCCUCAGUGUCAGGACCGCUCUGAUGAGCUGGAAUGUGCCAAGCACAUGGACGGCUGUGCCCACCAGUGUGAUAACAAGAGCCGCUGCAUUCCUAACAGCUUCCUCUGUGACGGAGAGAGAGACUGCUGGGAUGGCAGUGACGAGGCAAACUGUGCUGAUGAGGGCUGCAGUGCCACGGAGUACAAGUGUACAAGUGGCCAGUGUGUGUCCGCCACAAUGCUUUGUGAUGGUCAUCCUGACUGCCGGGACCGUUCCGAUGAGGAGAGCUGCCCCAACGCCCCAAGCUGCACAACCAAACACCGCUGCCCCCAGAGCAAGGAGUGUCUGGUGCAUGAGUGGAUCUGUGACGGAGAUCCUGACUGCAAAGAUGGCACAGAUGAGAAGGAUUGUCCUGUGGUUCCCCUGAGCUGUGAAGAGUUCCAGUGGUCUUGCAAAUCCAAAACCAAGUGUGUCCCUACAUCCUGGAGGUGUGAUGGCACGAAGGACUGUGAGGAUGGCAGCGAUGAGGCCGACUGUGGGGUUUUGACAUGCCCCCAUCACCAGUUCCAGUGUGGCAGCCAGGAGUGCCUGGAUCCGGUCCUGGUGUGCAACGGUAUCACCAACUGUGCCGACGGCUCUGAUGAGGGAGGCACCUGUCAGACAAACUGUGCAGAGGCGGAUAUCAGCCGCUGCUCCCAGAGCUGUUACAGUACACCACAGGGACCGCGUUGUCGCUGUUCUGAAGGAUUCAGGCUCCUUGGAGACGAGCAGACCUGUGCUGAUAUUGAUGAGUGUGAAGGCCGGAGCCCCAGGGUGUGCAGUCACAUGUGCAUCAAUACUCAAGGCUCCUAUCAAUGCAGCUGUCACCCAGGAUACAUAAUGGAGGCAGGUGGACAGCACUGCAAGAUUGCUGGUGAACCCUUUCUAUUGGCGUCUGUCCAAACAGACAUUUUCUUGUUUGGUCUGCGUAGCGGCAGCUUAGAUGUGCUGUCGUCCUCUGCAAAAAAAGCAAUCCUCUCCCUGGACUACGACUGGAGGGAGCAGAGAGUCUUCUGGGUCGGUCUGGACUCUGAGAACAUUAGGUGGUCCUCGUUGGACCAGAAGACCACAGGAACUCUGAUUAAAGGGGUACGAGCUGACUCUGUAGCUGUAGACUGGCUUGGAAGGAAUUUGUACUGGAUCGAUGGCGUGAACAGUCAGAUUGUUGCCAUCAAACUGGCCAAAACUACUGUGAGUGCACUGGACCACAGCAUCCUCCUAGACGAGGACCUGGAGCAGCCUCGCUCUCUGGCUCUGCUGCCGCAAAAAGGGCUGAUGUUCUGGACAGAGAUCGGUAAUGUAGUGAAGAUAGAGCGUGCAGGGAUGGAUGGGUCGGACAGGAAGGCAGUGGUGAACUCCAGUCUGGGCUGGCCUGGUGGAGUGGCUGUGGACACUAUCUCUGAAAGAGUCUACUGGACGGAUGAAAGGUUGCGGUUGAUUGGAUCUGCAACUCUGGACGGAGACGAUGUUCAGAUUCUACAGAUGAAGGAGACCACCAACCCAUUCUCCCUGGCAGUGUUCAAUGACAUGCUCUACUGGACUGAUGCCAAGAAGCGAGUAGUGCAGGCUGCUCACAAAAUCUCUGGCAAAAAAUAUCAAAUUCUCCUGAAGAGGCCGAGACAACCUUUCGCUGUGAAGGUAGUCCACCCAUUGCUUCAGAUGUACACUGAGAGCCCCUGUGAGAAGGUUCGGUGUUCCCACAUGUGUGUGUUGAGCCCGGGACCCAAGGCUGUGUGCAAGUGUCCCUCUGGCCUUGUUCUGGCGAAGGAUGGUUUGAACUGUGCCAAGCAGGUUGACUCAUCAUUCCUGCUGCUGCUGUCUCAAUCCACUGUCACCCAGAUCUACUUGCAGUCCCGACACACGGCAGCAGAGCUGAAGGGCUGGCCUGAGCAUGUUGCGCUGCAGGUUCCCAGCAUCAAUGAGGCAGUGAUCAUGGACUACAGCCUACGUGAUCACACCCUGUUCUUGACAGAUGAUGGUACAACUUCCCUGAGCUCCUUCAAGCUGAAGGAAACAGAAUUGUCCCCUAAGGGUCAGCUUCUAAAACUCAUGAGCGACACCAUCACUGCCAUGGCUCUUGACUGGGUCACGCUCAACGUCUUCUGGAGCAGCAACAAACAGCCCCGCCUGCAGGUCACCUCCACCACAGCAGCACACACUGCUGUUCUCAUAAAGGACGGUGUAGGCAGAGUGGAGGCCAUUGCCCUCCAUCCUCUCAGUGGAAGAGUGUGUUUCAUCAACCUGGGUCUGCAGGAAACAGGAACUCUGGCAACUAUAGAGUGUGCCAGCAUGGACGGUGCUAAGCGUGCUGUGAAGAAGGAUGCUGUCCAGUCCACAUCUCUGGCCUUCUCCAGUAAUGGGGACACAAUUUAUUGGGCUGACACAGGUUCAGGGACCAUCUGCUCUGUCCAGCUUGAUGGAUCUGGAUACAAAGAGUUCAAGACUGGUGCAGGCCUGGCUGCUGUGGCCCUGAGUGAUGAAACUGUGCUUUGGAUGACAGUCAGUGAUAAGACCAGGCUGUGGUACCAAGACGAGCAGCAGCAAAACAAAUUGUGGUUUGAGGUCGGCACAGAGGUGGUCGGUUUAAAGGCGUUUAGCAAGUCUAGUCAGACUGGUUCAAACCAAUGCACAGAAAACAAUGGCGACUGCCAGCACUUAUGCCUCGCCACCCCAGGAGGUCGGACGUGCAGAUGUGCCCAUGACCACGUCCUUGUGAAUGUCACUCACUGCAUCCCAGAGCAGCACUGCCCGGCAGGCAGCAAGCCCUGUCUGGAUCAACUCGCAUGCAAGCCUGUUGAGAAAUUCUGUAACGGGCAUGUUGAUUGCGAUGACCACUCAGACGAGAACUGUGUGGGUUCAAAGCAGAGAUCAGGAGCCAAAGCUCUGGCUCCCACCUUGCUCCACAACUCCUCGCCUCCUCCUAAUCUUGCUGAAGACUCAGGCCUGGGCACCACCCUGAAUGGAAGCGGCCAGCUGAGGAAACUGGAUGCCCAGCAGUGCAGCCAGAGACGCUGCAGUGGCAACGGUCGCUGCGUUGAGAACUCAGGAAACACAGACUGUGUGUGUUCACUGGGCUACAGUGGUGAUUCCUGUCAGGACCACCUCCUCAACAUCAUGCAGGGUCCCAUUGUGUACGGGGCUGCAGGGCUCUGUGCAGGACUAGUGGUCAUUGUUGUGAUGGCUGUGGUCGUCAAAAGGAGGAAGAGUGCCAACACAAGGAGAGCUAGCCCGGCUGCAGGGAAGGAGACGGGUAUGACUGAUCUGGAGAACAAAACGGAGUCCACUCCCACAACACAAAGUGCUGCAUCAGACAAAGAAAAAACAGAGGAAGCUGUGUCUACUGUGGACUGAGGCUGAUUCAUGGGCAAGACAUGUUUUAAAUAAAGUACAUUUUCCACAGUU
Molecule: messenger RNA, 4500 nt
Organism: Notolabrus celidotus (New Zealand spotty)
Lineage: Eukaryota; Metazoa; Chordata; Actinopteri; Labriformes; Labridae
Product: low-density lipoprotein receptor-related protein 2-like
Exons: 21
Coding region: 328-4449 (1373 amino acids)
Molecular function (GO): calcium ion binding; protein binding
Source: RefSeq, a predicted model, not a curated record